GCCAUUAGGAAAUGCAGAAGCCCGUGAAACGGGUUGAUUAACAAUCUGCAGCACAGAGCAUUCUCUCGAGCAAGCUCGCCAUGACAUACUGUGGUUUAUGUCUUUUGUAUUCCGUACUCCGUACUGGGGUAACACAAAAGAAUAUUCCCCAUGCGUCAUCCUCAAAUGUCCCAACAAGUUACUAACGAGCAAAGCUCCCCAUGACCCUGCCAAGUCCUGCUAUUAUAGUUCCAUACCUUGCGAAGUGGAGAUGUUGGCAAUGAUGCAGCGCACCCAACCGCCGCGCGGCACCCCGCGGAGUGCCUUUCUCUCCAUCCAUCAUUGCAGAUCAAGAAGAGAACCGGUGACGGAAAAUCAACAGAGGCAUCUGGAUGGUGACAGCUGCCCUUGGAAACCGGUCGCAAUGGUUGAGUCGACAUUGCCUGGGUGACUUCUGAUUCUGCGCUCCCAUCGGCACCGUUGGCUAGUUCAACCCCCGGCCCAUAGGCAACCACAUACUCUUUCGUACCCCGUAUCCGAACACUCUGCGUGCGUUUUCAAAACCCGCAUCCCCAGACAAGUUGCAGAGACUCAGCGCCCGUGCGCCCUGCGGCCUUUCUCCACAGAGACGUCCAUCUAUGAUCAGUAUGAGCACCGUCGACCCGUCCAAAUCAUCCCUCUCAAGCGAUCAGCCCGUCGCCCAAACGGCCCAUUUUCAGCUGCAACCCAGCGCCGGUCCUGAUGGAAGCAGAGACGCUAGCUCCAGCGGAGCACCGCCCAACGAGAGCGCCUCCGGCCACGUCCCACGCCCGAAACGGAUAGCAUGUAUGGUUUGUAGGAGAAGAAAGCUACGUUGCGAUGGGAGGAAGCCUAGCUGUGGAAAUUGUGCCCGUCUGGGCCAUGACUGCACAUACAACGAGACGAGGAAAAAGAGCGGUCCCAAAAGGGGUUAUGUUAAGCAGUUAGAGGCCAGGUUAGCCCGAUUUCUACCUCCAGCCCAAGUUGAGACUCUUCUCAAAGGACAGGAUGCAACCGACAGUUCGCCAAAUUCCACGUCUGCACGGGACAUACCUUUUCAGGGCUCGUUACAAAGUAAAAUCCCGGAGCUGUCUGUCGGGUCCACUUCUGCGGCACAAGGGCCAGCCAUCCCGCUUUCUCCGUUCGUAGACUUGGCUUCAAAUGCCUCCGGCCUUGUUGAGCCCAGUUUACAGAUAGGGGGAGACGCUUCCUGGGAAAUGAUAGGCCUCGGGUUGGAGGAGUCUCUUCCCGGACCGGAAAUCAUUGAUGAUCUAACCGAGAUCUAUUUCCAAAAAAUCCACCCGUCGUAUCCCAUGAUCCAUAAACCUCGCUAUCAUGCCGCCAUGAAUCUCUCUCCGUUGAUGCGCCCCCCAAUUUGUCUGCGAUAUAUAAUGUGGGCUCACGCAGCCGCCUGCACGGAGCGAUAUGAAUCACUCCAUCAGAUAUUUUAUCAGCGUGCGCGGAAAUAUAUCCAGCUCGAUGAGAUGAAGGGGCUUGGCGAGUCGGUCAUAUCUGCUGCGCACGCUCAAUGCUGGAAUUUAAUCGGGAGUUAUGAAUUCAAGAUGAUGUAUUUCCCCCGAGCUUGGUUGAGUUCGGGCAGAGCUAUGCGACUCUCAAUAAUGAUGGGACUGCAUAGGCAGGAUGGCGCUGGCUUAGACGUGAAGCAGUGCAUACCAGCGCCUCGUGAUUGGACCGAGCGGGAGGAACGGAGGCGGACAUUUUGGAUAGCAUUUUGCCAGGAUCGUUACGCUUCAGUGGGGACAGGGUGGCCGAUGGCGGUGGAUGAAAGAGAUAUUUUGACGCAUCUUCCCGCUUCAGAUGAAGCAUUUCUCAACUGCCGAACACAAAAGACGUCGUCGCUUCCAGACGCUUUAUCCGGCCAAGCUACGUCAACGCUCUCUCCUCUGGCUGCCGUGGUGGUAAUCACCUGUCAUCUCGGUAGGAAUCUCCACCAUCUCCACCGUCCAUCAGCCAACGACAAAGACCACGACCUCUACGGGGAGUUUUGGAAGCGUCACCGGGCACUGGAUAAUAUUAUUCUUAAUACAUCUCUCUCUCUUCCUAGCCACCUGCGCCUGCCUGAAGGAAUUAACGACCCAAAUGUCGCCUUCUGCAACAUGUGCAUUCAUACGUCGACCAUCUGCCUCCAUCAGGCCGCCAUCUUCAAAGCAGAAAAGAAUAACAUACCUCCUCAGAUCGCUGCCGAGAGUAAGCGCCGUUGUAUAAUUGCAGCAGACCAGAUCACCAAUAUCAUGAAGAUGAUAAGUCAUCUUGACUUGACACUCGUAAGUGUGUUUGCCCGGCCUCCAAGAGCAGUCGGGCGCCUAACAGGUGUAAAACAGAUGAACCCGUUCCUCGCAUUUUGCCUUUAUGUCGCAGCGCGAGUUUUCGUCCAAUAUCUCAAGUCACGAUCCGAAGACCUAACUGUUCGCUCGUCACUGCAGUUCCUAAUCUCCGCUAUGAAUGCAUUAAAAGUGAAGAAUCCACUUACGCAGUCAUUCCUUGUUCAGUUGGAGUUUGAUCUUGAAACCUCUAAUUUGGGAAUCCUGGCGAAUGCGUGCUCCGGGAACCAAUAUGGCGCGUUUGCGAACUCGGUUUCGAAGGGCAAGGGUCAAAGUGACUUGGGUGGUAACGCGCCCGGAAAUACAGAAGAUUCGCUGCACGCAGCCAAUGGCUCUAAAAUGCAAUAUCCUCGGUCUGGAUUUCCACCUGACGCCUCUCUACCUUCUCGCCGGAAGCCUACCACCCAGCAACAGGCUCAUCAGCAACUGUCACAUUCAGCCCCGUAUUACCCGUCAAACGACACUCAACCCUCUGGCAACUCUCCCUUUCCUAUUUUAACCGAUGAACAAUUGCGAGCAUUCGUUAUGGAAAUGGAUAUUCCCACAGACAUGAGUACGACGAGCGACCGUCAACAAUCUACAUCUGACCAUUCAACUCCCAACACCCAUCAGACGUCGAAUAGUUCCUUGUCACCUCACAACCUCGAUCACCCUUCACCUCCUAAACACAUGCACCAAUCAUCUCAAUCUCGCGCGUACCUUUCCACACCUUCACCAAACCUUACAAACCUAGACGCAAGCGUUCCCAGCCGCGUUUCUUCUUUCUCAGACUCUACCUCCAACACCCCGUUCUCAUUCCCUGCAUCAUGGAAUUACAGUCAAGAAAAAUCUACAAUCCAAAGUCAAUCCCAGGCCCAGUCUCAAUCCACUCAAGGAGAAGGCUCACUUCCUUCUAACGUAAAUGCUACAACAGUGACGAGUGGCACCAUUGAACUUAUGUCACUUGACGAUCUCACUUGGAUGCAAGAUGGAGCUGGAGGCGUGUUGGACUGGAAUAAUUGGCAAAGUCACUGA
Messenger RNA from Coccidioides posadasii C735 delta SOWgp, 3353 nucleotides. The record is from RefSeq and is a predicted model, not a curated record. Lineage: Eukaryota; Fungi; Ascomycota; Eurotiomycetes; Onygenales; Onygenaceae.